CUUAGACCCGAAAUCAUCCAACAGCGAUGGCAUCAAAAUGCUCGUUUCCGGAGCCUUUGGCUUCACUUCCCUGCAGAAAUCAUCCAAUGGUGUCGGCAUCAACCUUACCUCAACAUUUCUUGUGAGUAUAAAUUUGUUGUAAUUGAUGUUGCUCUGAUCUUCUUCUUGUAAAACAACAACAACGAUAACAACAUGGAUUCUUUCUCUUCCUCUUUCCUCUCUACUUUAGCCAUUCCAAAAGUACUGCUUUCCCCAACCAAAACGAUGAGAACGCUACACCCAGCAUCAGCUUCUGGUCCUCUCCUCAAUGUCUCUUCUGUUAGGAUUGAAGAAAAACCAACCCAACAACCCCCAACAGAAAGAACUUCUGCAACCCCCACCACCACAACAUUACCCCGACCUCCAAAUGCCAACGGUCGACCAUUAUCGAAGAAGUCUGCUUCUUCAUCGAUUGCUACACCAUUGGCCAAGAAAUCUCAGGCAAAACCAGAGUUAAAGAAACAAGCAGAGAUGUCAGUUCCGGCAGUGUUCUUCAAUGCGUUCGACGACAUCAUCAACAAUUUCAUAGACCCUCCCCUCCGACCUUCGGUGGACCCAAGAAAUGUUCUUUAUAACAAUUUUGCUCCGAUCGAGGAGCUUCCCCCUACAGAGUGUGAGGUGAUACAAGGAUCCCUGCCGGCGGCUCUUGAUGGUGCUUACAUUCGCAAUGGCCCCAAUCCACAGUUCCUCCCUCGUGGGCCUUACCACCUCUUUGACGGCGAUGGCAUGCUCCACUCCAUUCGGAUCUCCCAAGGCAAAGCCACACUCUGUAGCCGCUACGUCAAGACCUAUAAGUACACCGCAGAGCGUGACGCUGGCUAUCCCCUACUUCCCAAUGUCUUCUCGGGCUUUAAUGGCCUUGCUGCCUCGGCAGCGCGGGGUGCUCUCUCUGCUGCCCGAAUAGUCGUCGGUCAAUUCAACCCUGCUAACGGCAUAGGUCUCGCAAACACCAGCUUGGCUUUCUUUGGCAAUCGUCUCUAUGCACUCGGUGAGUCCGAUCUCCCUUACUCGGUUCGAUUGACCUCCAACGGAGACAUCGAGACUCUAGGUCGCCAUGAUUUUGAUGGUCAGCUUUUUAUGAGCAUGACUGCUCACCCCAAAGUAGACCCUGAAACUGGUGAGGCGUUUGCAUUUCGAUAUGGCCCGAUUCCUCCGUUUCUGACCUUCUUCCGGUUUGAUGCGAACGGUACAAAACAGCCAGACGUGCCCAUAUUUUCCAUGGUCCGUCCCUCUUUCCUCCAUGACUUCGCAAUUACCAAGAAGUACGCCAUAUUUGCAGACAUACAGAUAGGAAUGAACCCCUUGGAAAUGAUAGCUGGAGGGUCUCCGGUGGGAACGGACCCAGCCAAAGUGCCCAGACUGGGAGUUAUCCCUCGAUACGCAAAGGACGAGUCGGAGAUGAGAUGGUUCGACGUGCCGGGCUUCAACAUCAUACACGCCAUCAAUGCAUGGGACGAAGAGGAUGGUAACGCAAUAGUGAUGGUGGCACCAAACAUAUUGUCGGUGGAGCAUACUUUGGAGAGAAUGGACCUCAUCCACGCUAUGGUGGAAAAAGUGAGGAUCGACCUCAGGACGGGAAUUGUUACAAGGCAUCCCAUUUCAGCAAGAAAUCUAGACUUUGCAGUGAUAAAUCAGGCAUACGUGGGGAGGAAGAACAAGUACGUUUACGCAGCUGUGGGUGAUCCAAUGCCCAAGAUAUCAGGAGUGGUGAAGCUGGACGUUUCCAAGGGUGAGCGUGAGGAUUGCAUAGUGGCAAGCAGAAUGUUUGGGGCAGGAUGCUACGGUGGAGAGCCUUUCUUCGUGGCCAAGGCGCCGGAGAGUAACCAAGAGGCAGAGGAGGACGAUGGGUACGUAGUAUCCUAUGUCCAUGACGAGAACGCAGGGGAGUCGAGGUUCUUGGUGAUGGAUGCCAAGUCUCCGAAUCUUGAUGUUGUGGCCGCCGUGAAGCUGCCGCGUAGGGUACCCUAUGGCUUUCACGGAUUAUUUGUGAGAGAAAGCGACCUCAAAGCCCUAUAAUUUCCUCCAAUUAAUCCAGUAACAUACAAGGGUUUUGCUGCACAAGUGUCUGUGUUUGGACGAUGGAUCAGAGGUCGUCAUGUCACUUCACUUCACAUUGAAUUAAGAAACAACAAAUAUAUAUAUAUAUAUAUAUAUUUACUGAUCGAUUAAUAUUAUGUUUCGAUCAUCAUUCAUGUACAGAUUAUAGUAAAGUUAUUUCACUACUUGUCUACA
Molecule: messenger RNA, 2271 nt
Organism: Carya illinoinensis
Lineage: Eukaryota; Viridiplantae; Streptophyta; Magnoliopsida; Fagales; Juglandaceae
Product: probable carotenoid cleavage dioxygenase 4, chloroplastic
Exons: 1
Coding region: 193-2055 (620 amino acids)
Biological process (GO): carotene catabolic process
Cellular component (GO): chloroplast stroma
Molecular function (GO): carotenoid dioxygenase activity
Source: RefSeq, a predicted model, not a curated record